Molecule: messenger RNA, 4577 nt
Organism: Mugil cephalus (flathead mullet)
Lineage: Eukaryota; Metazoa; Chordata; Actinopteri; Mugiliformes; Mugilidae
Gene: oca2
Product: oculocutaneous albinism II
Exons: 24
Coding region: 530-3073 (847 amino acids)
Biological process (GO): melanin biosynthetic process; transmembrane transport; melanocyte differentiation
Cellular component (GO): melanosome membrane
Source: RefSeq, a predicted model, not a curated record
CAACAUUUCACGGGUGGAUUUGGAGUGCAAAGUUGCCGAUGUUGGGGGCUAAUAGCCGCGGGGAGUUAGUGAGAAAAGGAAGGAAGGAGGGGCGACAGCACUGACUAAAUGGGAAAGUUUUCUGUUAAGCUGCUAUUAGUGGAGAACAAGUGGUGCCACUCCCCCUGAGCUCCUCCAGACCCAGAGCGCUCAGGAACAUCUCUCUCCUUUGCUGGGUAGAGCACAGGAGAGGAGAAGAAACACCUCCGCCUCUCUCUCGUCUUCAAGCACUGUGCUCAAAUGCAAAAGCAGAGAACCCAACAAAGUCCCAGCUUCCACAACAACACAUCUUUUUUUUCUUCUUCUUUUUUUUUUUUUUUUUUACAGGAUCAUUAGUGUGAGUUACUUGCAAUUUUGACGGUUUUGGAGGUUCAUUAUCCAGCAUCACAUCUACUCUACUAUCAUCAUCAUCUUCAUCAUCACUGACCUUAUCUUCAUCUUCAUAAUUUAAAACAACCUCUGUCAUCAUUUGUCACGCAUCGAUCUCACCAUGUAUCUGGAAAACAAAAGCAACCUGGAAAUUGAGAUGUCACAGACGCCGGCCCAAGUCCACCAGGGCAGGAGCACCCUGAGGACGCCAGAGGCGGUCGCGGGGAACUUCGGGGAGCUGCGUCUGCUGCAGGGGAUCUCAGAGAGGAGAGAAACCCAGAAGCUGCAGCAGUCUGCAGUUCUGCCUUCGGGACAGUGCGUCAUCCACACGGAGGGCUUCGUGCCCGUUCGACAAGAGGACGGAUACAGGCACAACUUCAGCGCCGUGAACAUUCUCAGAGGGAAAACGAGUUCGGCCAACCUUUCAGAGAAGUCACCUCUGCUGAGAUUCUCUCAGGACGACAGUAUAACCUACAUGACCCUACAUGACCCCAGCUUUGUCGGAGGGGAUGAGCCCUGGGAGAAUGGCUCCCUGGACGUGGAGAGACGGUAUCGGCUGGGCAGCGAGGUCAACAGCCUCUCCCUGUCCCGAUCCAGCUCCUCGGAGAAGAACGACCCCCUGGACAACCUCAACCUCAGCUUCAAACUCACCAACAGCGUGAAAUGUUGCUUCCGAAUCUCCAAAGUUGCCGCUAUGUUUGCUAUUGUCGUUCUGUGCAGUCUUUUCUUCAGCAUGUAUCCGGAUCGAGACAACCCAUGGAGGAUGUUGGCUGUCUCUCCCGCAGAGAGUUUCUCAAUGAAUGUGACAGAUUUUCGGGACAAUGCUUUGCUGAAGCUACAGGUGGCAGGGCCUUUCGCAGGAGGGAUGAUAGACCUCAACGACGAGGAGUACAUCCUGGUCCAGGUGGAGCAGGUGGAGCAGCCGGGACAACGGAGGAGGAGGACCCAGCAGGUGAUUCAUAACUGGACCAUCCCUCUACAUCCUGUCCGCAGUGACCAGAUAGUGUUAACAAAAACCUUUGAGAUGCUCAACAGUGACCCCAUCGUCAUCACGAUUCAGUCCUUCCUGCUGGAUAAUGAGGUGGUGCCAUUGUCCAUGACCCACCAGUCGCUCUACGUCAGCGUGGAGACUCAGGUGGCCAUCGCUGGAAUCAUCCUGUCUGGGGUCUAUGUUCUCAUCAUUUUCGAGAUUGUGCAUCGCACUCUGGCUGCCAUGCUGGGAUCUUUAGCAGCAUUAGCUGCUUUGGCUAUCAUUGGUGAUCGACCCAGUCUGGUUACUGUGGUGGAGUGGAUCGACUAUGAGACGCUGGCUCUUCUGUUUGGCAUGAUGGUGCUGGUGGCGAUUUUUUCAGAAACAGGCUUCUUUGAUUACUGUGCUGUGAAGGCUUACCAAUUAUCCAGAGGAAGAGUGUGGCCUAUGAUCAUCAUCCUCUGUCUCAUCGCUGCCAUUUUAUCAGCUUUCCUGGAUAAUGUCACCACUAUGAUGCUCUUCACCCCUGUCACCAUAAGGUUGUGUGAGGUGCUUAAUCUAGACCCCAGACAUGUCCUGAUUGCAGAAGUAAUCUUCACCAACAUUGGAGGGGCCGCCACAGCUGUCGGAGAUCCACCCAAUGUGAUUAUAGUAUCAAAUCAGGACCUGCGCAAAGAAGGGAUUGAUUUUGCCAAUUUCACAGGCUACAUGUUCCUCGGAAUAUGCCUCGUCCUUUUCACCUCAUUCCCAAUCCUGAGGAUGCUUUACUGGAACAAGAAACUUUACAACAAAGAGUCCAUCGAAAUAGUCGAGCUCAAGCACGAGAUCCUGGUUUGGAGGCAAACAGCUCAGCGCAUCAACCCUGCCAGCCGAGAGGAGACAGCUGUGAAAUGCCUUUUGAUGCAAAAAGUUCUCAACCUGGAAAGUCUGCUUCGCAAGAUGAUGAAAACCUUUCAAAGAGAAAUUUCUCAAGAGGAUAAGAACUGGGAGCAAAACAUUCAAGAGCUGCAGAAGAAGCACAGAAUAACUGACAAGGUUCUCUUGGUGAAGUGUGUGUCCGUCCUUGGCGUCGUGAUCUUCAUGUUUUUUCUCAACUCUUUCGUUCCCAGCAUUCAUCUUGAACUCGGUUGGAUUGCUAUUCUGGGUGCACUCUGGCUCCUGGUUCUGGCUGACAUUCAGGAUUUCGAGAUCAUCUUGCACCGAGUGGAGUGGGCCACGCUGCUGUUUUUCGCUGGACUCUUUGUUUUGAUGGAGGCAUUAGCGCAGCUGCAGCUCAUCGACUAUAUUGGGGAACAGACAGCGCUGCUGAUAAAAGCGGUGCCAGAGGACCAGCGCUUGGCUAUAGCCAUUAUCUUGGUGAUGUGGGUCUCGGCUCUGGCUUCUUCGCUCAUUGAUAACAUUCCCUUCACGGCCACCAUGAUUCCUGUUCUCAUAAACCUGAGUCAGGAUGCUGAUGUAAACCUACCAGUAAAACCUCUCAUCUAUGCUCUGGCUAUGGGAGCCUGCCUCGGUGGGAACGGCACAUUAAUAGGAGCGUCCGCCAAUGUUGUGUGUGCAGGAAUUGCUGAGCAACACGGAUACGGCUUUUCUUUUGUGGAGUUUUUCAAGCUGGGAUUCCCCAUGAUGAUAAUGACAUGUAUGAUCGCCAUGUGCUACCUGCUGGCCACCCACAUUGGACUGGGAUGGAACAUGUAAUCCACACCUGCUGUACAAAACCAAAGAGACUGUGUGGGUGCACGCCACCACUCCUUCAAGAGUUUCAACUCACUGUUGACUUGUUGUGUAACCUGACUGGCUGAUCAGAUUACAGACGCCACAUGAAGCAUCGAAGCCAUAUUUUCAAAGCAUGGCAAAGUGUCUUUGAAUACAGUUUCAGACCAUCAGGAACCCGAUAUAUGGGAGCUUUGACCAAAACUUCGAAUUUAGGAAAUGUGCCUUACGUGAAAAAAGGCUCCUCUCCAUAAAAGUGUACUUGGUGCUAUAGCCUCGGUGGGCGUAAUAAGUGGUGCAGGUGAUUCCAGCUAUGUAUUUGACGUCACAUUUUUCACUCUUUUGAAAAUCCAUGUGGCCUGUUUACAAAAAGGCACAUAUAUUACACUGAUUUGCUCUUAGAGGCACGUAGAAGAAUGAUGAUUAUUUAUUUUAGACAAACAUUUCAUCCAUGGUUUAACAAACAGUUGAUUUUUUUUUUUUUAAGAACCACAAAACCCAGAGAAAGGGAUUUUAUAAUGGUUUAUGUCUAAAUAUGGAUUUUUGAGCCCUACACUAAAGAUAAAGCAGCAUAAAUUAAACUGGAAAAGAACGGAUGAUCAAAGAAAACAGCUGCAGGCUGUUACCUAAGUACUGUAUACUAACGCAUUGUGUACACAGCAAUCUGUUGUAAAACCACUGAUUUAGUUCAGUUAAUCGUAUUUAAUGUGGUAGUAGAUGUCAUGUAAACGCCCUCCCAUGGAUCAGACACAGUCUUCUUGCUGUGUCCAGUAAACCUGUAUUUAUUGUACAGUCAAACAAACUGAACCUCGUCCGUGUUCAGUAAACGACAGACAUCAAACAUGAAUAAUAAAGUUUAUUGUAUUUCCAGGUUUUACUUGUCUCAAUUACUUUGUUAUCACGGAGUCAUCAGCGUGUAUACUGUCUGGUAUGUAUAUGUGUGUUUUUUUUUAUCAUUGAGAGCAUGCAGCGGAAAUGUACUUGUAUUAUGUCCCAUGUAAGAGUAGAAAAUUGUCGAGCAGAUGUGGAUUCCUUUCCUCUUCCAUUUGGGUUGUGGACAUUUGUAUUUUCCAUUAAUGUGUUUUUGUAAUUUGCAAAGCAUUUUGGGCGUGUGGAAUGGACAUUUAGUUCAACCUCUCUUGAUUUGCAAUGAGCUCCCGUGGCCACAGCAUUUACAGGUACAUGGAAUGAAUUUGAUGCUGUGAAGCGAUUCAGACCAAACGUAGCUGUCCCAGUUUUACGGACGCAGUGGAAAGUGAAGUCCAAGUGAGAGCUACAUGGGCCCAACAAAGCUUCUCUGAUUUUUAAGAGUCCAGUAAUUUCCUUCACAGAUAAAAUAGAGCCAGGCUCAAUUAGUCUGCAAAUCUUGUUUUGCCCCAGUAACAGUUUCACACUCUGUUAAUUUUAUUCAUUCAAAGUUAUUUUACCACCUAAAAUUUUCCCCAAGCCCAGAGUCUGAAACCCCCAGAAUAAACAACAUUAUAACUUA